UUUUUUUUUUCCUUCUGGUUGUCAAGAAUGUUCUCAACAUUAAAACCCAACAUUAUUAGAAUAUCGUCAAAAUCAGGACGCCGUCUUUUUUCUAAUAAACAAGGCUUUGAUAGUCUUGUGAUGGGCGUCUAUACGACAACAACAGACCUGACAUCACCUUUAUUAACUACACAACAGGUUUCAAACAAGACAAGACAAGUCAUUCAACAACAACUUGCUGGUAGUAAUUUCAAAAAUGCAGGUGACAUUCGUAUGCUUUAUAAUGUAGGCGGAAUUAAACAAUUGGCUGUUGUAUCGCUUGGAGAAAACUCAACUAAAAAAAAUGAAUAUGAACAACAAGAAAAUGUUCGUAUGGCUACAGCAAUUGGCUUACAAGCACUUCAAAAACAAGGUGCAAAAUAUACAGGAGUAGAUGUUUCGGUUGAUAUACAAGCAGCAGCAGAAGGUGCUGUCUUGGGACAAUUUUCAUUUGAUAAAUUAAAGAAAAAUCAAGAAAAGGAAGAAAAAAGGGUGAUGCCUUAUUUGACAGAUGAAAGUCCAAGUGCUCAAAAGUCUUGGGAAACAGGUCAAAUUUAUGGGGCUUCACAAAAUGUAGCUCGUAUGCUAAUGACUACUCCUGCUAAUCUGAUGACACCUAAAUUAUUUACUGAAGAAGUUGCCUAUUUAUUAGCAGGAUUAGAGAAUAUUGAUAUUGAAGUUCAUGGUGAAGAAUGGGUCAGUCGACAAAAGAUGAAUGCCUUUUUAUCUGUUGCUAAAGGAAGCGUAGAGCCUUUGAGAUUUUUGGAAAUUCAUUACAAGGGAGCCGCUAAUAAGGAUGAAAGGCCUUUUGGUUUAGUAGGAAAAGGAAUUACUUUUGAUUCUGGAGGUAUUUCGCUAAAACCAUCUGCAAAUAUGGCAUUAAUGAAAGGUGAUAUGGGCGGUGCUGCUGUUUCAUGUGCUGCUCUUUUUGGUAUUGCGAAAAUGAAAUUACCAGUUAAUAUUGUUGCUGUCAUUCCUUUAUGUGAGAAUAUGCCUUCUGGUAAAGCUACUAAACCUGGAGAUGUAGUUAAGGCUAUGAAUGGUAAGUCAAUUGAAGUCUUAAAUACAGAUGCUGAAGGAAGAUUAAUUUUGGCGGAUGCGCUACAUUAUAUUUCUUCACGUUUUCAUCCUAAGCAUGUAAUAGAUUUAGCUACCCUUACAGGCGCUAUGGAUGUCGCUUUAGGUCAAGUUUAUACAGGCGUAUUUACGAAUUCAGAUAGUCUUUGGAAACAAUUAAAAAAAGCAGGAGAGAUAACUUCUGAUCCAUUCUGGCGUAUGCCUCUUCAUGAUGAUUAUGUCUAUGAUAUAAAGCAAUCAUUAGUAGCUGAUUUGAGUAAUGUUGCAUCUAAUCGUUCUGCAGGGUCCUGUGUUGCGGCAGGAUUUUUACGUGAAUUUAUUGAAAAAGAUAUUCCUUGGGCUCAUAUUGAUAUUGCAGGUGUUAUGGAUUGUCCUUCUUCUAAAGGUCAUCAUAUCAAAGGCAUGAGUGGUCGACCAACCCGAGCUAUAAUUGAGCUUAUGAAAGGAAUUCAUUCAUGAAGAAGAAGAAGAAAAAAGACAAUGUUUACAUAUUAUAAAUAAACAAAUGGUAUUAUUCAUAA
Cokeromyces recurvatus is the source of this 1616-nucleotide messenger RNA. RefSeq names its product cytosol aminopeptidase family, catalytic domain-containing protein. NCBI's taxonomy places the organism in Eukaryota, Fungi, Mucoromycota, Mucoromycetes, Mucorales, Mucoraceae. Gene Ontology annotation, molecular function: manganese ion binding; metalloaminopeptidase activity. The transcript is spliced from 5 exons. Bases 28 to 1554 code for a protein of 508 amino acids. The record is from RefSeq and is a predicted model, not a curated record. Gene Ontology annotation, biological process: proteolysis. Gene Ontology annotation, cellular component: cytoplasm.